CGCGUCUCGGGGUGGCUGGGCAGCGUCGGUCACGCGGAGGCCAACUUUCACCGCCACUCGUUCUUGCCCCGUCUUGGGUAUUUUUUUCUUUAAAUCCACUCAUUGAGAGCCGGGCGUGAUGGCUCACGCCUGCACUUUCCACACCCCAGAGGCUGAGGCGGGAGGAUAACCAUGAAUUUGAGGCUGGCCUGGAUUAGGCAGCGAGCGUGACACUCCGCCUCCAAAAGUAAAAAAAAAAUAACUCACUUGAAAUUUUAAAGCGCCACAGUACAUGCAGCCUCUAAUAAUGUCACCCCAAGUAGUAUCCACCGAAUCUUAGAUUGGAUGUACGGAUUAUGUUUUUCUCCUAUAAACUUUGAGGACUUAGAUAUUAAGAUUCCAAUGGUUUGUAUAACCUUUGAAACUAUAUUGUACCACGCGUGGGAAAUAGCACACUGUCGUUACAUAAGCCGUUGGGAUCUGCCCACUUCAUUCCUGGUUCCUGUGCUAUGGCAUUUUCUGAGUACCAGCUUGUGAGCUUGGCCCUUCGGUGGAGACUUGGCUUACAGAGAAAACUGAGAUACUCCAUGUUUCCCUAUCCUCUAAAGAGUUUGGGUCAAGACUGGACCACGCCGUGGGAGGAUCUACAGAAAUAUUGCUGGCGCAGACACAUUUCCAGUUGUUUGAGGUGGCCAGGACAUUACUCCCGUGCGCCUUACCCAUACUUCAGUAGCAGGCAUUUCUCAUUGAACUGUAGACCACCUUUUCUGUUUGAGUCUGGAAUGCAGUUUCAGUACUAUAAUUGGAGACCUGACCACCUGAGCAACGCAUCCUUGAUCCAUCUCUCUCGUCACGUCAUGACCUCUGACAGAGAUGAGCCCUCAUCUAAACGAAGAAAACAUCAAGGAACAAUAAAAAGGAACUGGGAGUAUUUAUGUAGCCAUAAUAAAGAGAAUACAAAGGACCUAGAAGACAGAAAUGUUGACUCCACAUGUGAGGACCGUGAAGAUAAGUUUGACUUCUCAGUGAUGUCUUAUAACAUCCUCUCGCAGGAUUUACUGGAGGAUAACUCUCACCUCUACAGACACUGCCGACGUCCAGUGUUACACUGGAGUUUUCGGUUCCCCAAUAUUUUGAAAGAAAUCAAACAUUUUGAUGCAGAUGUGCUUUGUCUGCAGGAAGUUCAAGAAGAUCAUUAUGGGACAGAAAUCAGGCCAAGUCUGGAAUCACUGGGUUAUCACUGUGAAUAUAAGAUGAAAACAGGAAGGAAGCCCGACGGCUGUGCCAUCUGCUUCAAACAUUCCAAGUUCUCGCUCUUAUCUGUGAACCCAGUGGAGUUCUGCCGCCGUGAUAUUCCUCUGUUGGACAGAGACAACAUUGGAUUAGUUUUACUCCUGCAGCCCAAGAUGCCACGUGCUGCCUCUCCAUCCAUCUGCAUAGCUAACACACAUCUGCUGUAUAAUCCACGGCGCGGUGACAUUAAGCUGACCCAGCUGGCAAUGCUGCUAGCUGAGAUUGCCAAUGUGACCCAUCGCAAAGAUGGCAGCUCCUGUCCUAUUGUCAUGUGUGGUGACUUUAAUUCUGUUCCUGGUUCUCCACUCUAUAGUUUCAUAAAGGAAGGAAAAUUAAAUUAUGAAGGUCUUGCAAUUGGAAAGGUAUCUGGCCAGGAACAGUCUUCACGGGGACAAAGAAUUUUAUCUAUUCCAAUUUGGCCCCCAAACCUAGGCAUCUCUCAGAACUGUGUUUAUGAGGCACAGCAGGUUCCCAAAGUAGAAAAGACAGACAGUGAUGUGACUCAAGCACAGCAGGAGAAAGCGGAGGUCCCAGUGUCAGCUGACAAAGUGUCCUCGCACCUACAGCACGGUUUCAGCUUGUCAUCUGUCUAUUCCCAUUAUGUUCCUGACACUGGAGUUCCAGAGGUGACCACCUGCCAUUCCCAAAGUGCCAUAACUGUUGAUUAUAUUUUCUACACUGCAAAGGAGGAGAACACUGCUCAGGGUCCAGGAGCUGAAGUUGCUUUGGUUGGUGGCUUGAAACUUCUAGCUAGACUGUCACUUCUAACAGAACAAGACUUGUGGACUGUGAAUGGCCUUCCCAAUGAGCACAACUCCUCAGAUCACCUGCCUUUGCUGGCCAAGUUCAGGCUUGAGCUCUGACUGCUGCUCAUCCUGUCUGUAUUCUUUUCAAAGAAUGUAAAAAUUUUAAGUAUUUGCAUGCUGUUCAUUUUUUGUGAUGUGGGGUUCUGAAUUUCUGUUAUAUGCUUGAAACAGAUUGGAAGAAACAAAUUUACAACUUUUUUUUAAAUGAAAUAUUUUCCUGACAACUGAUGUCUAAAGAACUUUAUGGUAAAUGACUUCUAAGUCCUGUUAAAGUUGACAGCAUUUUUAAAAUGUAGUUCAUCUUGGCCCUGAAGAUAGGAAGUCAGUGCUUUUUAGUUCAUCCGGUGGUCCUGCCCAGACCUGCAAAGCUCAGCAUGCUGCCUUUUCUGGAGACCCAAUUUCAUUGGGAGAAGCCUGUGCGUGUUCUUAGAAAUCACUGGGUCACUCCUCCACAGGUCCAAGCUUCUGGAGAGGCUUGACAGUGUGUGUGCUGUAGAGAACAUUGGCCCAUGUCACUGCCGCCCUGAGCUGUGUGGGGUGUGCCUACAUUUUGUAGUGGAAAUAGUUGAGAAGUAUAGAUCACUCUCAUAUGAGCAAAGCUCCUAGGGAGAUAUGGUAGUGCACACCUUUAAUCUUAUUAGCAUUUGGCAGAUGGCGGCAGGUAGCUGUGUAAAGCCAGCUUUAGCAACACAGCAAGUGUGAGGGCAGCUUGGGCUACAUGAAACCCUAUCUUAAGACAAAAAAAAAAAGGCCAAGUCCUUUAUGUCCACUCCUGCCUAGACAAAGGUUGCCAUAAGGAAAGCAGAUGGGCCAGGUGCAACCACAAACACCCUUAAUCCCAGCAUCUGGGAGACAGAGGCAGGAGGAUCACUGAGUCCCAGGCUGACUAGGACUACACACAAGGCCCUGGGUCUCAAAGACCAGCAAAAGGCGGCAGACUCCAGGUUGUACCUCUGUCUCCUGUACUUGCCUUUCUGUUUAUCGAUGGUGGAAGGCCCUUGGGUCAGGAGUGACGUUUCCUUGAGCCAGUUUUGUAUAAAUGUAUUAGAGAAGUGCUCUUUGGAAGGAAGCGUGAGCUCUGCAGCUGUUUACCAUUUGCCUCCAGCAUGCAGGAGUCGUCGUGGGAACCUCACUGACUGUUGGCUGUACAGUUGAGUUUGGUACCGUGGUACAGCAGGGUGCCAUGGCGCUUACACUGUUCUCUGCAGCCUCACAGCAGCCUGACCAGCCAGUAGCUUGCCCUGUACAAGUGUCCAAUAGUAAAAUUCUAAAUGUAAGUAGAAAUUUCUCUGCUUUUUAAAAUAGUAGACUCAGAUUACAGACAUUUUUACUAAGUCAUUACUGUGCAGUAAUAAAUGUUCUCUACAGUGAGUUUUAUUAAUAGAAUGUUUUAUAUUAGACAAUAGAUCUUUGCAAUUUAAAUUUUUAACUCAUUUAUUCCAGUUGUUUUAUGUGUAGUAGACUACUGCCUCAGAGGUGUGCAGGCUAAGAAGUGCCCAGUGAGCACCAAGCAAGCCGACCCUGCUUUCCAUGUAGAGUAUUAAUACAGUGCUGAGAUGGUCCAUAGUUUGAUUCCAUGUAGAGUAUUAAUACAGUGCUGAGAUGGCCCAUAGUUUGAUGCUCUCUGGGGUGCUAAGGGUCCUGAUUGGAGACAUAAUCGUUAUCGAAUUACAGUGGUAAUUGUCUCUUUUUAAUAUGGAGGAUGUGGUGAGGGAAUUUGUAUAGACAUCAUUGUAGGCAAACUAACAUUCAUAAAAACCUUUGUAAAGUUUUUAUAUCCUGAUGAAUAUAAUGUGAAUUUAGGCCUAUUUCAUGUAUAGCACUUGGAUACAGUUAACUUAUAAAUUGCUGAUAGCUUAUUGUUAAUCUAUGGCCACACAACACUUUUCACAAGCUUUUAAAACUCCAAUAAAAAUGACCUAUUUUCUCUAC
Mus caroli (Ryukyu mouse) is the source of this 4010-nucleotide messenger RNA. RefSeq names its product angel homolog 2 (gene Angel2). Gene Ontology annotation, molecular function: 3'-5'-RNA exonuclease activity; mRNA 3'-UTR binding. The record is from RefSeq and is a predicted model, not a curated record. Lineage: Eukaryota; Metazoa; Chordata; Mammalia; Rodentia; Muridae. Gene Ontology annotation, biological process: 3'-UTR-mediated mRNA stabilization.